GCCGCCAUAGCCGCUCCCCGGGCAACGAAGGAGGAGAAACCGGCGAAUCAUUCUCUCUUCCUCUCUCACCCUCCUCUGUCUCUCUCCGUUUUCUCGUUCUCUCCGUCUCUGUCCGACGUUCCCGGGUGUCCGCGUUGCGGCGCGCGUUUCGCGGCGGCGACGUUUUAACCCAUAUUCCAGUCUAGAAUUUCACCAGCGUGGCACGUCGUCUCGCACGCGCGCGAACCGACGACCGGGCGACCGACCGGGCGAGCACCCGGCAGCGAGAGUGACGUGGAUCUGGACACGCGAGUGUCCGCUUUCGCGGGCAGCGUGUACAUCCGACGACGGGAGCGCGUAGAGACCGUGCUGCUGACGAGGCAUCGUCGACGACGACGACGACGACGACGGCGUCGACGACGACGACGGCGACGAUGGCCACCGGGCGAGCGUAGAGCAACGUGGUGAGAGCGUACAACACGCGCGGCGCGUCUAAAUUGCUCUUCUACUACUUGCGACGACGACGAUGACAUUUCGACGACGACGACGGCGGUAGAGAGGCUUCGUGCGCGUGUCACUCGUCGACGUGGGUGACCGCCGUUCAUCGUCGGAUGCCAUUGAAGGCGCGAGGGUGACCGGUGAGGGUAGUUGACGGCGAUAGCCGCGGAAAGAACAGGAUCUUAACGAUUAGCGGUUCUCUCGAUCGCGAUAAGACCCGGUGAUGUUCAACCGACUGAGGAAGUCUUUUAAAGAUCAGCACUCGCACAUAUAAAUGUUGCCGGCGUUUAUAAUUAACAUUGCGUGUACAUGUUACAUACUUGAGUAGGAAUACGGUGACAUCGACGGUGAUGACGGUUCGUAAUCGUGAAUAAAAAAUGCAAACCGUAGUAGUGAGGUCUAUGCGGCGAGGGGAAGUUUGUGGUGUCGAGGGUGGCGGCGAGCCGUGAACUUGGGGGAUGCUAAAAUUUUUGUGCGCCAUGUUAGUGUGAGUGUUUCGCUGGUGGGUCACGAAUGCCAUUGCGUAAACGUGGUUCAUGCGGAAUGGAACACCAUGGUGUCGAUCCUGACCCGUAUAUGUCAACGACGGUGCGGUCAUCGAGCGAUUGUCGUUAAUACCCUGAUGGAUGAUUAAAGGCUGCCGUCUCGUGUCAAGCAUGCGAUUCGCGUAGAACGAUAGAUGCUUGUUGCAACGUGUAACUGCUGAAUCUCUGACGAGAGACGAUGACGUAAACGCAGAUGUCAGGCGUGGAUUUUAGACUUUGUCGAACUUUAACACUUUCCUGAAUGUGAUACCGAGAGGUCAAACGUCUAUUAACGUCACCGUUAUAAAUACGUACUAAUUUUACGUUUAUUCGAGGCUGCGGUUAAUUUUGAAGGGGGUACUUUUGUGGUGACGCGAAUAAACGAAAAUUCGAGGAGCAUCAGGAGAGAGAAAGGCGGAUGAUCGAGGAUACUUGGGAUGAAUUGAAUUGUGGGAAUUAGUACUUCGUGAAAGAGAGUCCGGAAAAUUGUGCCAGAAGCCGCGAUUGCCCGGCCAUGAAGUACGCUGCACAAUAAAACUUACGCCACUUCACGAGGCAUCCUGGAAAGAGGUCUACCGGUCGGAAGAAGGCACUCCGCAGUCAAUAACGCGCCGUCGAGUGUCUACAGACGAAGUACGCACGAUAUUCACCGGAGAAUUUAAUUAAGCGACCAAACACCCGGAAUACCUACGAGCCGAGCACACAGUAGGUUCAAAAUAUCUCGCCGGCGGCGAAGUCGAUUGCGCGAUCGGACGUCAUCGCGAAUGUCGCGUCAUCGCGUGCGUCACGUCAUCGCGAAUCGAGACGAUUUAACGACGAACUUGUAAUAACUAAUGAAUGCAGACGUUUACAUACUAAAAUUAUAGGACCGGAAAUCACCUAGUUUUCCGAGGGUUUCGCGCCGCGCAGGACAGUGAGACGCGAUUUUCAGAUCUCUUUCAUUACGUUUUUCAAUUCGUCACUCGAGAAUGUAACUUUAAACGCGGGAUCAGAUUAUGCGGCGAAGAAAGUAAUAAUAAUCCCGAGAAAUAAAUUGCCAGUGGCGAUCGAUGGUCGACCGAUCCGUUCGAUCGCGACGGCGGCGUCGAGUAACGCCGUGCGUGUCGGCACGUGCAUGGCAUUAAGUGAACCGCCGCAAACAAUUGAUCGCGACAAUUCGAUUGCCGGUGCAUCUGACGCCUCAAGUUCCGGCUUUCGCCUGUCCGAUAUCGUACAUAGCGCGGGAACGCGCGUAAUCGCGGCUCAUUAAGCGCUACGAGCUUUCAACAGCACUGGCCGUUUGAUCGCGUCGCUUUGUACGCCGCGACGAUGUAACGAGAGAGUCGGCUCCGCGAGUCACGUGGACCUGACAAUUCUGUACGACGAGAGAGAACGGCAAGCCGAAUCUGCCGAUUCGCUGGGAAAUUAGGAUUAGCGGUCGAUCAUACCGAUAGUUUAGCACGAAGACAUCCAAGCCGAGCCGGUCCGUUUACCAUUUCUCCAAUUAAGCGCGACUUUAAGUGCAUCGAUAAAAGCAAUAUUCUGUGAGUCGGAAGCGCGAAGCGGAAUUCUGCGGCCGCGAUCGGCGAGUGUGCCGAUCGUUACGGCCGCUACGCGUGAAUUCGUCGUGAGAGUGCCGGUGAUUGUGACGGAAUCGAGGUGCCGAUUCUAGGGUCGAUCUGACACGCACGACGACGCCGAUCUCUCCCCCCCCCCCCAGCCCCCACGAUUCGCGAGGAACGUAGUCACGAUCUCGCGAUGCCGCGGCGUCCCAGCAACGUCAUCGCCUCGGCACAUCGCGAGCUGCGAGCGACGAGAUGAGAGGGGACGGCGUGCGGAAACAAGAGUAGAUACCGUCGCGCUGUAUCCACGUACUUCGAAGACGAGUUCUCCAGCCGUGGACGGAUCGAACGCGGGGUAUCGAGUUUAUCAGCGAGAGUGGUUGAACGUGGAGUAGGCGAGAGCCGGCAGCAGCGACACGUGAGACGAGUGUCGUCGCUCGAGACACUUGUUGCACGUCGACCGUCCCUUAAAGAGGGUCUGUCGGCGUCAAUAUCGGGCCACAGGGUUGCGAGAGGGCUACACGGACCCCGUUUGUCCUCGGUGUCGCGGAGAGGCGAGAGUGCGUAGAGUGUGCCGACGAGGGGUUCCCACCGGCGAACGCGGGCCAUCGGGCCGACCGUAUUGUCGCGGCAUGUCGCUCGACGGGACGGUCGCGAACGACCACGUGGCGAGCGACGCGUGCCUCGUACGCCUAUCGAUCACCGUUCGCAAAAAGUGCACGCCGGCCGUCGCCGCCGCCACCACCAUCACGAUCGUUACGCACAGUGAUCGUUAGCGUGUUGUCGAGCGAUCGGUGCCGGAAGCGACGUGCUCGACGGGCGUCACUUGGCAUGCCGCCGAUCGUUGUACGACCCCCCUCGGUGGUCGGCCGUCGUCGCUGCUCUUCACGUCGGUGCGUACGAACGCUCAAGCGGCUCGAUUAACAAUCGGUAGCGCGGCAGCCCGGAAUCGGGGCACGGAAGUGGAGUAUCGUAGACGCGUGGCCCGCGUGCCGGAUCGGUAUCGUGCCGGGGAUCAAGAGAGAGCGAUCAUGUGCUACGCUCGGUGACACCGGUCGCGAUCGUGCGCGGCGUUACCGUUGGCGGUACACGUAGUGAGCAGAGAGAGAGCAGAGCUACCACUGCGGGGCGGCUAUCACCACGUGGUGGACAUCCCCGGGCGUGUACUCGGGCGGUUUUGAACAGGACAAGAGGAAACGAAGACCGGAAGGCUGGAUCACCUCCGUGGAAUGUCUUCGGGCGCCAAGCGACUGGUGCAGUCGCUUAGGGGCCGGACCGGGGGUAGAGGCACCGGCGGCGGUCGUUCCGACGCCGGUGCCGGUGAGGAUAGCGGCGUCGGGGGUGGCGGGGCCAGCACCAGCGCGACGAGAUUGUGCCAUUACGACAGCGGGCAUGAGCUCGACGAGAUCUCAGUGAUCGGGGCUACCGUCAGAGACAACGAGGGACUGACGACGCCCACCACGCCGUGUCACUGCAGAAAUAUCAAGUACGGUAGUGGACAGACGCUUUGCAGCAUCACCGGAUUACCGCCCGCCCCCGCCAUACCCGCGCACAGAGGACAGUCUGGUGUCAUAGGCGGGGUGAGGCAUCGUCUGAGUGGCGGCUCCGCAUCCGCCCUGAGCUACGGGGGCGAAAAGUACGGCAGAAGCGGAAGGUCCGGCGACGGUAGAGGCGGGGGCGGCGGCAGGGGGAAGGAGGAUGACACCAAGAGUGCAGAGAACGUGUCCAGGGGGGUUUUACCCUCGAGGCAGAGCCUCUUGGACCUCGUCAGCGGUAAAUUCAUGGGCCGACACACACCCACUCACCACUACUACUAUCAGCAGCAGCAGCAGGUGUAUUCUGUGUCGCAGCGAUACUUCAGCUCGUCACGGGACUCGCUUUCGGGGGGAUACGUGAAUCGGGGGGCGAGCGAGCUCGAUCUGAGCCGCAAGCCGAGAAGAAGGGACCACCUAAGGGGCAGAUUCAAGCUGCCAUAUACAGUUGCGCUCACGUCCUCGCGUGACCAAUCGCACCUCCACACACCGGCAUCAGUCAAUCAUCUCAGCAAUAGUAGCUGCAACGGCACUGAAACGAGGUACACGGCGCAACAACAGCAACAGCAACGCGGUAGUAGAGGCUUUCCCGGCCAACCUGGAUCGAGGAAUUUUCGCACGGGUGCGCCAAAUUGGUCCUUCAUCUUCGAUCCUGCGGGACGUCUUUGUUACUAUUGGUCGAUGGUGGUUUCUCUUGCCUUUCUUUACAACUUCUGGGUGAUCAUCUAUAGGUUUGCCUUCCAGGAGAUCAAUGGAGAGACUCGUUGGGUGUGGUUCUGCCUGGACUACUUCUCGGAUUUUUUAUACGUGCUCGACAUAGUAUUUCACAUUCGAACGGGAUACUUGGAAGACGGCGUGCUGCAAACCGACGCCACGAAAUUGAGAAAUCAUUAUACGAACAGCACCACGUUUUACAUAGACAUCCUGUGCCUGCUGCCCCUCGACUUUUUAUACUUAUCUAUAGGAUUUAACAGUAUGCUGCGAAGUUUUAGACUCGUAAAAAUUUACCGGUUCUGGGCGUUCAUGGACAGAACCGAGCGACACACGAACUACCCGAAUCUGUUUCGCUCCACCUCCUUGAUACAUUAUUUACUAGUGAUCUUUCACUGGAACGGGUGCCUCUAUCACAUUAUUUAUAAGAACAACGGCUUCGGCAGUAAGAACUGGGUGUUCAGCGACUCCGAGACGGCGGACGUUGUUAAGCAAUACCUGCAAAGCUACUACUGGUGUACUCUUGCCCUAACGACCAUCGGUGAUCUGCCCAGACCGAGAAGCAAGGGCGAGUAUCUCUUUGUGAUUGGUCAGCUGUUCUUCGGUCUGCUGCUAUUCGCAACGGUGUUGGGUCACGUCGCAAACAUCGUCACUUCCGUCAGCGCGGCGCGAAAGGAGUUUCAGGCGAAGCUGGACGGCGUGAAGACUUACAUGCGGAUGAGGAGGGUACCGAAUCACUUGCAGGUUAAAGUUAUCAAGUGGUUCGACUAUUUGUGGCUGACGCAGAAGUGCUCCGACGAGGAGAAAGCAGUGAGUUGUCUUCCAGAUAAGCUGAAGGCAGAGAUCGCGAUAAACGUGCACCUGGACACGCUGAGGAGGGUCGAGAUUUUCCAGAACACGGAGGCUGGCUUCCUGUGCGAGCUGGUGCUGCGACUACGGCCCGUUCUUUUCUCACCUGGCGACUACAUCUGCCGCAAAGGUGAGGUGGGAAAGGAGAUGUACAUAGUGAAUAGGGGCCGACUGCAGGUGGUGGCCGACAACGGGAAGACGGUGCUCGCCACCCUUAAGGCGGGUUCCUACUUCGGGGAGAUCAGCAUUCUCAAUAUGGGGACCGCAGGUAACCGGCGAACAGCCAGCGUGCGCUCGGUCGGCUACUCGGACCUCUUCGUCCUCAGCAAGAAGGACAUGUGGGACGUGCUCAAGGAGUAUCCGGCUGCCAGGGUGCGCCUCGAAGCCAUCGCAGUCAAGAGGCUGGAGAAGUACAAGAGAGCUCCUCUGGAGAAAGUUGCCAUGGGCAGGUGCCAGAGCACGCCCGGUCUGGUGGAAUCGCGAGGCCGCAUAUCGCUGGAGGAUAUGUGGGUGUCUCCGAUCGACCUCAAGUCCCACGCGUACUCGACCGCCGCCUCGUUGUUCUCGCCGAGUCCGAGCCCGGUGACGACUCGCACCAUGCCGGGCGCGACGCUGACCGACGCGAACAACCUUCCCAGGGGUACGGAGAGCCCGAUGAGUGGGGCCAGCAGCGGCCCCAGCAGCGAGGACCAGACGGCCAGGGCGCCUCCGUCAGCCGCCACUCAAGCCUCCAUCGGCAGGCAAUCCACCCACUCCGGCAUGACUAACAGCACGACGCAGCUGGUGAGCGAGGGUACGACACCCUUGUUUGGCACUCACGAGGCUCUGUUGGCGGAGAUUCAGCGUCUCCGCGAGCGCCUGAAAUGCCUGGAGACCGAGAACGCGACGAUGAGCAUCAAGCUCAAUCAGCAGCAGUGGGAGGUCGAGCAUCGGCUGGCCGAAAUCGAGAUGCAGAUCUGCGGGGCGAGCUCGACCUCGAGCGUCGAGGACAACAAUGAGAGAAAUCGGGAGAGCAUUGGCGAUCAGGAGGAGCCGGACGAAGCGAGGGUCUUCAGCGACACGAAGUCGAUCGGUAGCCUGAGCCAGCACCUGUUCGAGAGCGACGAGGACGAGCGUUACUACGGUACCUGCAACGGCUACGUCUCGCAGCCCGGCAGCAAAUCGAAUCUGCUGCUGUGCAGCGAGUGCGAUCAGAAGACGCACACCUGCACCUACCAACCGCAAACACCUGACUCGCACGCCGGCAGAUACGUGGAGGAGCGUAUGGACGAUCGGCACCAGGAGCCGGGAACCUCUCGUGCCUAUAGAAGCCCAGUGAAGCUGUCCUCCCCGCGCUCGUACCGUCCCGAUCAGGAUCGCGUGGCGCAGACGCCGUCGCCACGAUCGUACCGCGAUCUGGAGCAAUCGGUGCCGAUAACGUCACCUCGAUCCUACCGGACGCAGCAGGAGCAGCAGCGACGCGGAUGGACCGCCAGGGACACGGACGAUCGAGGUGACGUCGACAGAGACCGCGAGAGCCCGAUCUGCGAGCUCUGCCGAGGUAACGGCUACGUCGUCGUGCACUGCGAGCACUGCGACUUCUCCAGCGACGGCGAUCUGAUCUGCUUCCGCUGCCAGAGCGACGAGGGCUCGUCCAACGGUCAUAUCUGCCCGCGGUGCGAGCGGGAGGCCGGAAUCGCGUCCAGCACCGGCAGAUCCGGCUCCAGCGACGAGGGCAACGGCAAGUACCCGGUGGACGCCGUGGUGAAGAUCCAGGUGAACGAUCGGACGAUCGACAUCGACUCCGACGAGACCCCCGAGAGCGAGAGCUCGGGCAAUUAUCAUCCCGCGAGGGGCGCGACGGAGCGGCUCGACACCAUCGUCGAGACGAAGGGCGACACUGCCAGCGAAAACGACGAGGAAAACGGCGGCACGAAGCUCAACGGUACCCCUAGCGCGAAAUAUCUCAAUUACAUGAUCGUGCUGUUCCUGUAAAUAAAAUGACGACGUUGAGAUAGAUGCGGCCGGAUCCGCGGCCCGUGGCUUGCUCAGCGCGGAAAGAGGGGUCCGUGGAAUCGUGCGCGGGGGUUGUAAAUUAUUGGAUCGUUGAAGCGACAAUUCUUUUUUGAUUAACCGAUCAUCUUAUCUUUUGGAAAUUAUCUCAAUCGUAACUAUUAACCAAAAAUAGUAAUAAUAAUUUUAACUGCAAAAUUCCGGCGUUGCUUCCUGCUGAAUUUUAUGAUUUUACUUUGACUCGAGACCAGUGACGUUACGUCCACGCAACGCAACCGCGAUCGAUCCGCGAAAUUGGACGGCCAGCGCGAUGGCGAACGCCAAAUCACUUACGAACUGUUGACGCUAAUAUCAAGGGGGCCGCGGCUCGAGCCGCACUGUAAAUAAACUGCCACUGGAUAUAAUUGAUCCGUACAAUAUAGGACCGUAUAGAUUAAUUAAUAGAUAGCUCGUAAUAGUUAAGAUGCAGAUCAAGCGAGGCGGAAAGAGGGGAAGAGAGAUAGAGAGAGAGUGUGUAUGUGUGUGUGUGUGUAUGUGCGUGUGUGUAUCACGUUCGACGCGCGCAGUAUAGCCAUGAGCUGAGAUCCGUGACGCAACGGUCGACACGUUUCGACGCGCGGUUCUUAGAGCGGGUGUGUGCAAAGAUUAUAAUUACUCAGUUACGGAUUGGCCAUCGGGGCUUAUAUCGCCAUUAACGGCGUCAAUAAUUUGGAUUAAUUAAACUUUGUACGUAAUAUCGAUCCUAGGUAGCUUCGAGUGGACAUGGAUGGGCAAAAACGAAACAGAAUUAAGACAGCUCGCUAUUUAUUAUUACUAGUCAGUCGGGAGUAAUUGCUACUUUUUUUUAUCAAUGCUCUGUACUUUUUUUCGAUAUGUUAAAGCUUGACAUGGUUUGUAAAAAUUGUUACUAUUAUUUUUAGCAGUGAUUUAAAGAGACGAACAGGUGAUAUUAAUCACAAGUAAUUACGAUUCUUGCACAACUCUCUACUAACUCAUGUUCGGGACCAACUAAAGCCAUCACCUACUACAUCACUGCUUCCGACUUCCGCUUCCAUCCGUGAUCAUCGUUUGUUCAUUCGGUCAAAAAAGGGGAUUUAAAAAUUCGAAUUCCGGAUAAUCUUCCGAUUCUGACGAAAAUCGGCAACAUCGUCAUCUUCAUAGUGUACUGAGACAGUCGAACCGAAUACUUCAUUCUCUCAUAACGAAGAAGGCAGGACAGAGCGACGCGUUUAGAGGCGAUACACGAGCGCGCGAAUUCACCGAAUCUCGUAAAAGCGGGGGAGAUAAAAAAAAAAGAAGAGACGAUUUUGUUCUCCUCCCACGUUUGUAACACGUGGCAGCGAUUUUUUUUUAACGUUUAUAAAUUAUGGAGUAGGGUCCUUACUAUAGACGUGUACGUUUUUUAACGUUUCAUCUUCCAAUUCCGUGAGUAUCCCGAAGUAAUCUGAAAUUUCCGGCGUGUCGAAAAAUAGAUCAAAUUCGACAUAUAAAUGAAACAGGGCAAAAUGAAGAAGGUAACGAAAGAAGUGGGAAACCGAUUCUUCUUCUUUCUUUUUCGUCAUUUCAAAGAGAGCGUAAAAGGUAAUCCGAGCGAUCGCGAAGUCGAUAAUCAUAAAAAAAGAUGAUUGAAACUGGUAUGAUUCCGAAAAGAAAUGUAUCUAUCGCCGAUUUCGCGAAUAAGCAGAUUGUCCUAGUGUGCUUUCAGUAUCGAAAUUUGAAAUAAUAGCGGACUAAGACGA
This is a messenger RNA of Temnothorax curvispinosus, 9365 nucleotides long. Its product is annotated as potassium/sodium hyperpolarization-activated cyclic nucleotide-gated channel 1. Gene Ontology annotation, cellular component: plasma membrane; intracellular cyclic nucleotide activated cation channel complex. Gene Ontology annotation, molecular function: protein-containing complex binding; intracellularly cGMP-activated cation channel activity; intracellularly cAMP-activated cation channel activity. Gene Ontology annotation, biological process: monoatomic cation transmembrane transport. The transcript has 17 exons. NCBI's taxonomy places the organism in Eukaryota, Metazoa, Arthropoda, Insecta, Hymenoptera, Formicidae. Bases 3772 to 7608 code for a protein of 1278 amino acids. The record is from RefSeq and is a predicted model, not a curated record.